UUCCGGCUAGCGGUGUACUGUUAGUUAGAGCUGUUUUCACGGCUAACGAAAAUAUACCGGGACUUUAAACAUUUCACAGCUCAAAAUGACAGAAGAGGUAGAGGGGUCAUCUUUGCUCGCCAACAAUGGAGACUCCUAUUUUUUGAUUAACUUCAUAUUUUAAAGCGACGUGUUGUCGUUAGCCCGAACAAAAUUAGCAUAGCUGGCUAAACCGUGACAAUCGGUAACUAGCUGACGAAAGAGGAAAACUGUCAAGCGGAGCAAAUAAUUAACUUGUUUCUAAACCAGUCGUCUGGAGUGGCAAAAUGGGAGCUUUUAAAGGCAUUGUCUUCAAAGUGACGUUGUCUUAAUUUUGGUCUAAUUUGAUGAAGAGCGUCAGUAUUGAUCAGGUUUCCCACCCCUGAAGGCAGUUGAUGUAACUAAGACUGGUCUUUGGCUGUCAACGUGUCUCAUGGGUUCAGCUGACAGCUUGGGAAGGUAAACAGCAGGAGCGCCACGCCGACCUGCUGCAGGACCCGGAACACAAUUUCCUGCAUCACAACUUUUUUUUUCUUGGCACAUCUAUAGCAGAUAUCGUCUUACGUGAAACGACAACAUUCCUUUCCUACCUUUUGUUUGCGCUUCUAAGUUUUUGUCGUGCUCACUCUUGGACAAUCUGCUCUGUUUUUAGGUCAUCGCAGAUAUUUGAGCAGCAAACUGCGAUACAACAUAUUAAACCAGACAGCGGAUAUUAUCUGAUAUCUUAGAGUCAAAGCCACUCAUACCUUUAAAGCAUGAUCUCAGUGAUAUAUCAACGGGAAGGCGUGUGUUUGUGUUCUUUAAUUGUUUGGUCAGGGCAGUAGUUAUGACUAAGUGUUUACACAGUAACAGACUCUAAGCUGGAUUACAUGCACACAUUGCAGCGAUCUUCUCCACACACCACCAUGUUGCCUGUCUUGUUCUUACUGAUGCUGUUUGGAGCGUCGUGCAGCUUUGGAAAGCCUAUGACAAGAGAAGAGAAGCAAAAGUUGAGGAACCAAGUGGUCGAAAUGUUUGACCAUGCAUAUCAGAAUUAUAUGGACCAUGCAUACCCAGCAGAUGAGUUGAUGCCUCUAACUUGCAGAGGAAGAGUACGUGGGCUUGAACCCAGUCGAGGAGAUGUGGAUGAUGCACUCGGCAAGUUUUCUCUGACCCUCAUAGACACUUUGGACACUUUGGUGCUUUUAAAUAAGACAGCAGAGUUUGAGGCUGCGGUGAGGAGAGUCCUGUCAGACGUACGGCUGGACAAUGACAUCGUGGUGUCAGUCUUCGAAACCAACAUUCGAGUCCUCGGUGGUCUGCUGGGGGGUCAUUCCAUGGCUGUGAUGCUGAAGGAGGGUGGGCAGCACAUGCAGUGGUACCAGGACGRCCUCCUUCAUAUGGCCAAAGACAUUGGACUCCGACUGCUACCAGCCUUCAACACCAGCAGCGGCCUGCCUUAUCCCAGGGUUAACUUGAAACACGGAGUCAGGGGUCCUGAGACGCGAACGGGCACAGAAACGGACACUUGCACUGCGUGUGCAGGGACCAUGAUCCUGGAGUUUGCUGCCUUAAGUCGCUUCACUGGGGACCCUGUGUUUGAGGAUCAUGCCCGGAAAGCCCUGGACUUUCUGUGGGAGAAGCGACAGAGAAACAGCAACCUGGUUGGAACCACCAUCAACAUCCACUCAGGGGAGUGGGUCCGAAGAGACAGUGGAGUUGGAGCAGGAAUCGACUCGUAUUAUGAAUACCUGCUAAAGGCCUACGUGCUCCUGGGAGAUGACGAGUUUCUGCAGCGGUUCAAUACUCACUAUGCAUCUAUAAUGAAGUACAUCAGCCAGCCUCCUCUGCUGCUGGAUGUCCACAUCCACAAACCUCUGCUUCCUGCUCGCACCUGGAUGGACUCUCUGCUGGCCUUCUUCCCUGGACUGCAGGUGUUAAAAGGGGAUAUCCGACCUGCAAUUGAGACUCAUGAAAUGUUGUACCAAGUCACCAAAAAACACAACUUCCUCCCAGAGGCCUUCACUACUGAUUUCAGGGUACACUGGGCUCAACAUCCCCUGAGGCCUGAGUUUGCAGAGAGCACCUAUUUCCUCUAUAAGGCCACAGGUGACCCUUACUACCUGGAAGCAGGCCGCACCAUUCUGUACAAYCUCAACCGGUUCGCCCGUGUGCCCUGUGGGUUUGCUGCCAUGAAGGAUGUCCGCACGGGGAGCCACGAGGACCGAAUGGAUUCCUUCUUCCUGGCUGAGAUGUUUAAAUAUCUCUUCCUGCUGUUUGCUGAAGAAGAGGACCUUCCUUUUGACGUGGAGGACUAUGUCUUCACAACCGAAGCCCACUUACUGCCUCUGUCUCUCUCCACAGCUCCUUACACCUCAACCCCUACCUCAAACAGAACUUCAAGCGAAGAGCUGGAUGACUCCAACUUUGACUGGACUUGUCCCAACACCCGACUCCUGUUUCCUGACCCCGCAUUUCCUCGCAAYUUGAGAGAGCCAAUACGUAGUGCUGUGGAUAAAAGCUGCCCGCGUCCUGCCUCGUACAGGGAGCCUGGUAUGGGCCGUCCUCCUCUCAGGGCUCAGGAUUUCAUGGCGAACAAUCCCGAACAUCUGGAGCUGCUAAGGAGGAUGGGAGUCAGCCUCAUCCACCUGAAAGACGGCAGGGUGCAGCUGGUCCAGCACGCGACACAGGCGGUGAGCGCCGUGGCAGCAGAGGAYGGCGUGCGAUUCAUGCAGGAGAUGAUGGAGCUGUCCAGCCAGCAGCAGAAAGAGCAGCUGCCUCCCAGAGCCAUCCAGAUCGUCUCAYAUCCCUUCUUCGGCAGGGUUGUGCUGACCGCAGGACCAGCCCAGUUUGGCACGGACUUGUCCAAAAGUGCCACAGGGGUCCGAGGGUUUGUGACGGUGGCUGAGCCUUACAGCGGCUGCUCUGAGAUCACCAACGCUGAGUACGUCCAGGGCCACAUCGCUUUGCUCCAGAGGGGUCAGUGUAUGUUYGCAGAGAAGGCCAGACACAUCCAGAAGGCGGGCGCCAUCGGAGGCAUCGUCAUCGAUGAUAACGAGGGCAGCAGCAGUGACACRGCCCCGCUGUUUCAGAUGGCCGGAGAUGGACGUAGCACAGAUGACGUCACCGUUCCGCUCCUCUUCCUCUUCCACAAGGAGGGCAACAUCCUGCUGGAGGCGCUGAAGGAGUACAGGGAGGUGGAGGUGCUGCUGAGCGACAAAGCCAGGGACAGAGCUGCCAUAUUCAAAGGUAAAACUCCUCCUGGAAGCCUGAUUGAGGGCAGUGCAGACAUGCCGGAAGCAGAGGAGGACAGUCAAACCGAAGCAACAACUCCCACCUCGUGUGACGCCGUUAGCCAGUCGCAGAUGAGCACGGUGGAGCUGGAUGAAGUUCCUCCCGCGCAGGAGGAGGUCCGUCCCGUCGCUUCUCCCGCGGAGCAAGCGCCGCGAGAAGAAACGASCGCCAUCCAUCCACAGGCUCAGCCUAAAGAGGAGAGAGACUCUGAGAAAACGAAGGAGGCCGAAGGCGGCGCGGGCCCCAGCAGGCAGUCUGUGGACGAGCUGCUGGCUGAUUGGCARGAGGACUUGGAGGCUUUCAAGCAGAUGGAGAAGGAUGAGCUCUGACACGUGAUAUUCUCAGACUGUGGUUUCGACCCAGCACAGGGAGAUGACCUGGAGCGGGCGUAUCAUGUCACCAGUCUCCAUGUGAUGAACUCUGAGGAAGCUGCCAUUGAGGUUUAUCUUGUCUCUCUGUGGAAGUUAGCACGCACAAAUGCAGCCCACGUACUGUAACUCUGGACCACAGAGGUGUCCUUAGGUAGACGAUGAACGAGAGACYAGGUUCUUACCUCACCGUCUGCUAAACCACUCAAACCAGACUGUAACUGCACCUCACCUCCAGUCGCUCUGUUGUUCUCUCUAUGCAUUAACGACUCGUCCGUUUCUGUUCCAACAACUCUUGCUCACUUGUUAAUCCAUUGACCAACUAAUUUUGUUCUUAUUCAUUAAUCCAUCGACCAGCUGAUUUUAUUCAAAUGUGAAGAUUAUUUGUGAUGUUUUAUUUAAUAUUUUAAUGGUCUAGGGUCUAAUCUAAUAUACAUGUUGAGGAUCAGUAAACUCGUUAAUGUGGGAGGGGCGGUGUUUGGUGAUAUAAAUUAUUUUUAUGGGCCUGUGGUGAACAAAAAAAACAAACAAACAAGAUUCUUUCUGGAGUACGCAAGAGAUMGUGUGUAAAUAUUUAUUUAUCCAGAUGCAUCAAAUGAACUGAUUCAGCGCUGUUUGCCUCGGGUUCUGGCUUCCACCACAAACAGCAGCAGCACUUAGACCACGUUGGAGGAAACACUCCCUGGAACGUGCUGGAUUUACACAUCUGUAAGCCACCACAGGGUGGCGCUGUCAGGUCUGUUUCUUCUGCUGCUGGAGUGAGCAGAAAUCAGCCUCUGAUUUAACAGGAUCAGGUCAAUAAAAUGUUCAAACUAA
Messenger RNA from Austrofundulus limnaeus, 4475 nucleotides. RefSeq names its product ER degradation enhancer, mannosidase alpha-like 3 (gene edem3). Gene Ontology annotation, cellular component: membrane; endoplasmic reticulum. The transcript is spliced from 22 exons. Gene Ontology annotation, biological process: endoplasmic reticulum mannose trimming; mannose trimming involved in glycoprotein ERAD pathway; carbohydrate metabolic process. Gene Ontology annotation, molecular function: mannosyl-oligosaccharide 1,2-alpha-mannosidase activity; calcium ion binding. The record is from RefSeq and is a predicted model, not a curated record. Bases 888 to 3620 code for a protein of 910 amino acids. NCBI's taxonomy places the organism in Eukaryota, Metazoa, Chordata, Actinopteri, Cyprinodontiformes, Rivulidae.